UCACUGAUUUUCUCUCCCAAUGGCGAUCGUAAUCGACAGUAACCACUAUCACAACCACAGCACUUACACCGUCGAUUUAGACGGAACCGAAAUAACCGUCACCGUAACCGCCGUCUCUUCCGUCGUCAAAAAAUGGCUCAACGACACACUCUACUUACGCCGCGACUACAUCAACCAACUCGUCAUCGGUCUCGGUGUCCAGUGGACUCCCGGCGGCUAUAAUCCUCCCGCCGACACAAUGCAGUUAUGCAUCGGUCGUCGCUGUCUCAUCUUUCAACUCGCUCAUGCCGAAUACAUUCCGCAACGUCUUCGCUCAUUCCUUCAGAAUCCUAAUCAUACAUUUGUAGGUUUCUGGAAUCAUUCCGAUCGUCGGAAAUUGGAGUCAUCGGAGCAUGAAUUGAAGAUGUUUGAUGAUCCUAUAGAUCUGAGGUAUUACGCGGAAGAUUUAUGUGAUGAAGAUCUUGCAGGUGCUUCGGUGGAUGAGAUUGUGGAGAAAUGUGUUGGUUAUGAAGUGGAACAGAGAAGGGAAAUUAGUAAGAGUAAUUGGAGUGAUGAAGAUUUGAGCGAUGAACAAGUUAGUUAUGCUUGUGUUGAUGCUUACUGUGCUUUUCUUAUGGGUAAGAAUAUCGGAGCUUGGGAAUUGUAAUAAUUGCUUUUAAUCAAAUCUUGUUUUGCUGAUUAAUCUGCUAAAAAUGGAUUAUGACUGUAAAUGUUGAUUAAUCUCGUUUUACAUAUUUCUGAAGUUUAGUCUUGUUUUUUCAUCAAUGGUGAUGUGAUAGUAUUGUAAU
This is a messenger RNA of Trifolium pratense (red clover), 788 nucleotides long. RefSeq names its product exonuclease 3'-5' domain-containing protein 2-like. Lineage: Eukaryota; Viridiplantae; Streptophyta; Magnoliopsida; Fabales; Fabaceae. The coding region runs from base 20 to 646 and encodes 208 amino acids. Gene Ontology annotation, cellular component: cytoplasm; nucleus. The transcript has a single exon. The record is from RefSeq and is a predicted model, not a curated record. Gene Ontology annotation, biological process: nucleobase-containing compound metabolic process. Gene Ontology annotation, molecular function: nucleic acid binding; 3'-5' exonuclease activity.